AUGAAGGUUUCUAUCGCCCUUUUCGCCCUUGCUGUUGCGACGCUCACGGUCGCCAACCCCCUCCCUGAGAAGGCGCAGGCCGCUCAGGCAAACUACGGCAAAGCGAGUUACAUUCGUCGUGAAUCGGCGCAGGCUGCCAAGGCCGAGUAUGGAAUCGGCAAUGGCAACAAGUACUUCAAGCGCGACAACACCGACGCUGGCCGCCCCGUCAUGUACAGGAGGAAGGAGGCCUCGGCCGCAUCCGCGGAUACAUUCAUCGGGGGGGGAGGAAACUACAAUUGA
Acaromyces ingoldii is the source of this 282-nucleotide messenger RNA. RefSeq lists its product as hypothetical. The transcript is spliced from 2 exons. Lineage: Eukaryota; Fungi; Basidiomycota; Exobasidiomycetes; Exobasidiales; Cryptobasidiaceae. Bases 1 to 282 code for a protein of 93 amino acids. The record is from RefSeq and is a predicted model, not a curated record.